AUGUUAAGCAAAAACACGUCUGCAGGUACCACACUUUCUUUAGAAAGUUUUAGUGAGGCAUCGAAUUCACAAUCACAUCAAGUGCUAACUAAUCUAUGGGUACCAGAUGUUGAAUAUAAAUUCCUAAUGCUUGCAAAAAAUGAAAAACGUGGCUUAAGAUUUCAGCAUAAAUGGCUAAACGAAUUUAAUUGGCUGGCGUAUUCAAAUGUUAAAAAUGGGACAUUCUGUAAAUACUGUGUAUUGUUUGCAAAAAAUGGUGGUGUUGGAAGCCAGCCUUUGGGUAGCCUUGUUACUGUUGCUUUCAGCAACUGGAAGAAGGCAAAAGAGACUUUUCGGGCUCAUGGAAGUUUGAAACAUCAUACAUUGUCUAUUCUAGACUCUGAGCACUUUUUAAAAGUAAUAGAAAAAAAGGAACUGUCUAUAAUAGAACGAAUAGAUAAUAAUAGAGUGGUACAAAUUGAAGAAAAUAGAAGGAAAAUAAGACCAAUUAUUGAAUGUAUAAUUCUAUGUGGUAAAGAAGAGUUGGCUUUGAGAGGACAUAGAGAUUUUGGUGAUAUCAUAGUAGAUGAUGAAUCUAGGCAGGGCCAUUUCCAUGGUAUUCUCAAGUACCGAGCAAAAGGAGAUGAAUUUUUACGCAAUGUUCUUGAGGGUUCAGGGAAACGUAAUAAAUAUACGAGUCCAAUUAUACAAAAUGAAAUAAUUCAGUCAUGUAACACAAUUUUAAUAAGGAAACUAGUAAAUGUGAUUAAUGAAUCUAAAUGUUUCUCUGUUCUGGCUGAUGAAACAACUGACAUCUCGACUAAAGAGCAACUCAGUAUAUGUGUUCGAUAUAUUGAUGAAAACAAGAAGUUGUAUGAGAACUUUUUACAGUUUUUUGAAAUUGAUAGCUUGACCGGUAAUGACUUGGAUAACUCAAUAUUAAAUGGCUUUAACAGAUGUGGACUUGAUUGCAAUUAUUUAUAUGACCAAGGCUAUGAUGGGGCCAGUAAUAUGGCUGGUCGAUUUAAAGGAGUACAGACUAUUGUGAGAUCUAAAUACCCCAACGCUAUAUAUGUACAUUGUGCAGCACAUUCGCUGAAUUUAGCUGUUUCAACGGCUAGCGGUAUAAAACCAAUCAGAAAUUGUUUGGGGGUGAUCGAAUAA
Acyrthosiphon pisum (pea aphid) is the source of this 1143-nucleotide messenger RNA. Its product is annotated as zinc finger MYM-type protein 1-like. The record is from RefSeq and is a predicted model, not a curated record. The transcript has 6 exons. Lineage: Eukaryota; Metazoa; Arthropoda; Insecta; Hemiptera; Aphididae. The coding region runs from base 1 to 1143 and encodes 380 amino acids.